Molecule: messenger RNA, 867 nt
Organism: Sphenostylis stenocarpa
Lineage: Eukaryota; Viridiplantae; Streptophyta; Magnoliopsida; Fabales; Fabaceae
Source: the annotation of a GenBank genome assembly
AUGGUCUCCAUAAGUUUCAAUUGCAAGAGUAGAAUUGCGUUAUUGAAACAGAUUAUGCGAAUGGUUACUCAUCAUAAUCAUCUGAGAAGCAUGAAGGCAUUAGUGACAGUUAUGGCUGUGUUGUUGAUGAUGGUAAACAUGGUGCAUAGUGAAGAAGAAGGUGAUGGGUGGUUUUUAGGCAAUAAGAGACGUGUGCGCAUUACAAAUAAUAUAAAGAAUGUUCUUGUUUUCAUCCAUUGUCGAUCCAAGGAUACUGAUCUUGGAAAAAAUGUUCUUGACUUUAGACAGUACGAAGAAUGGAGCUUCAGAGACAACUUUGGUGGCACCACUCUUUUCUGGUGUGCCAUGUCUGCAAACGAUGUCCACACAAGUUUUGAGGUUUAUAGUGCCAAAACUUCUCAUAUUGAAUGUGGUGAUGAUUGUUAUCGAAGUCUAAGAAGCAUGUUGAAGCUAUUAGUAACAGUUAUUGUGUUGGCGAUGAUGGUAAACAUGGUGCCAAGCGAAGAAGAAGGUGAUGGGUUUUUAGACGGGAAGAAACACGUGCGUGUUCAAAACGAUAUGACGAAUGGCAUUGUCGUUCAUCUCCAUUGUCGAUCCAGGAAUGAUGAUCUUGGAGAACAUGUUCUUGCCUUUGGACAGUACCAAGAAUGGAGCUUCAGAGACAACGUUGGUGACACCACUCUUUUUUGGUGUUCCAUGUCCGCAAACAAUGUCCAAACGAGAUUUGAAGUGUACAGUGCCCCUUCUGAUCACACCAAAUGUGAUAAACAAUGUUAUCGAAGUCUGAGAACAGAUGGAGCAUAUUUCUAUGAUCAAUUUGAAGACACGUGGCAGAAGAGACAUUCAUGGGAUGUUCAUGCACACUAA